GUGUUGCAGAAUGGUGUUAGAGGGUUGAUGCUUGAUAUGUAUGACUUUGACAAUGAUAUCUGGUUAUGCCACUCCUUUGGCGGCAAAUGCUACAACUAUACAGCUUUUCAACCCGCCAUAAAUGUUUUGAAAGAGGUUCAAGUGUUUCUAGAAGCCAACACUUUUGAAGUCAUAACCAUUAUCAUUGAAGAUUAUGUUACAUCUCCUAAUGGCCUGACGAGGGUGUUUAAUGCCUCUGGCCUGAGUAAAUUCUUAUUUCCAGCAGCUCGGAUGCCAAAAAAUGGGGGAGAAUGGCCCACGGUUGAUGAUAUGGUCAGGCAGAAUCAGCGAUUAGUAGUAUUCACUUCUAAAAGCUCCAAGGAAUCUUCAGAAGGCAUUGCAUAUGAAUGGAAAUACUUGGUAGAAAAUCAAUAUGGCAAUGGUGGAAUGAUAGCCGGAUCAUGUCCCAACCGAGCAGAAUCAUCUAGCAUGAACACGAAAACAAGGUUGCUAGUCUUGAUGAACUAUUUUCCCGAUAACCCAACUGAGGCCACUGCCUGCAAACAUAAUUCAGCCCCACUAAUUAGCAUGAUGAACACCUGUUAUGAAGCAGCUGGAAAAAGAUGGCCCAAUUUCAUUGCUGUUGAUUUUUACAAGAGAAGUGAUGGAGGAGGAGCACCUGAAGCCGUAGAUAUGGCAAACGGUCACCUAGUUUGCGGUUGUAAAACCAUUGCCUCUUGCAAGGAAAACAUGAAGUUUGGAGCAUGCGAACUACCUGAGGCAAGCCCUGCCCCUAUUGCAAAACCAACUAAUGAAACCAGCUUUGCAAUAUUUGAUAGCAGACCCUUUAAAUUGCAGUGGUUGGCUGGUUUGUUUCUUACUGUCAUCUUGUCCCGGUAAAUUUGGAUCCUCCUAUAUCAAGCUAGUUCGUUUCAAUACCUUAAAAGGAAGUACAUUAGAGAAUGGGAACUGUGAAAUUGGUGUCAAGUUCUUUUGCAUUUGCAAAUUGCAAAGAUGAGGCAGAUUGAAUAUUGGUGUCUAGUGUAACACUUGGCUCAUAAUAAUAACUGUAAAAGUUGGAUUGUAGCAGACGUAGUGCUUUUCAUAUGAAUGGGAUUGUUAAAUUGGGAAGUAUACAAAUUUCGAAUUCAUAUUAUUUCCUCACUUUACAUUUUCA
Olea europaea var. sylvestris is the source of this 1156-nucleotide messenger RNA. Its product is annotated as PI-PLC X domain-containing protein At5g67130-like. The record is from RefSeq and is a predicted model, not a curated record. The coding region runs from base 28 to 879 and encodes 283 amino acids. Lineage: Eukaryota; Viridiplantae; Streptophyta; Magnoliopsida; Lamiales; Oleaceae. Gene Ontology annotation, biological process: lipid metabolic process. Gene Ontology annotation, molecular function: phosphoric diester hydrolase activity. The transcript has 5 exons.